UAACCAGUCUUAAUCAUCCUUUACUGAGAGUAUCUUGGUCUUUGGCCGCGGGUCCACCGUUUGUUAAAUCGUUAAUUCAGACUUAUUUGUCAUUAUAUUUGUCGUUCAGUCGGAAGCAACGGCUAUUUUUUUAAAAUCAUGAACAAAUACUUUGCUAUUGUACUCUUGGUCGCGGCGGUCGUUGCUCAGGAUGAAGAACGCCCCAAGACAUUCAGAAGACUUAUUCCAGCUGAUGUUCUUCGUGACUUUCCGGGAAUGUGUUUUGCAUCAACCAAGUGCGCAACAGUAGAAGCAGGUAAAAGCUGGGAAUUGUCUCCAUUCUGUGGUCGUUCUACCUGUGUCCCAGCAGACGACGACUCUGGCAGACUCUUCGAGCUGGUCGAGGACUGUGGACCUCUUCCAAAAGCCAACCCCAAGUGCAAGCUCUCUGAGAAAACCAACAAAACCGCAUCCUUCCCCGACUGUUGUCCAAUCUUUGAGUGCGAAGAAGGCGCUAAACUCGAGUACCCCGAAAUUCCAACCGUUCCACCACCAUCCGAGGAAACAGCUAAACCUGAAGCUGCUAAAGUAUGAUUUAUUAAACUCGAAUCAAUCUUUGUAAAUUUAUAAUGAUAAAAAUGAAAAUAUAUCCACAGAAUCGGUCGGCGUAGCGCGAACGUGAUUUUACUUCUAAGUUUGUACCCAGUAGUUUCCAAAAAACAAAUCGUCUAAACGUCAUUCCGAUUUUUGUCAUUUAAAUUUUUAUAAGAAUUUUUAAGUUUGUAAAUAUAUACAAUCUACGGAAUUAAUUAGUACUUUUAAUACUAUUGAUGAUACUGCGAUAAAAAAAAAAAAAAAAUUAAUAAAUACGACGAAGAUUAACAAAUUAGUUGGAUCCAAAUGCACCGUCACAAUUAACUACACAGUCUUUCUAUUAAUUUUUACGUAAGCUAUCAGGAAAUUUCUUUUAGCACCCCAACACAUACACGCUGAUUUUAUUACCGUGACAUAAAAUUUUUUAAUACGUACACCUACUUAUGUUUUCAAUAAAAAUGUGUGAUUUAUAAUUAAAAUACAAUUGUAUGCUGUUAAUAAUACUUAUUUAAUACAA
Messenger RNA from Cotesia glomerata, 1090 nucleotides. RefSeq lists its product as uncharacterized. The transcript is spliced from 2 exons. The coding region runs from base 139 to 573 and encodes 144 amino acids. NCBI's taxonomy places the organism in Eukaryota, Metazoa, Arthropoda, Insecta, Hymenoptera, Braconidae. The record is from RefSeq and is a predicted model, not a curated record.